CCAGAUUGGCACAACCGCAAACUUCCAGCUGGCGCUGACGAUUGAUUACCCUCUAGCUCAGAGCAGCGCUUCUCUGCUCUGCUAACUCCUUUUUCUGGAAACUACUCAAACAGAAUUUGAAUCCUCAUGCUUUUCUUCUGGUUCCAUAGCUCAGUCUUAGACUCUCAGUGUCGUAUAGUUUUGCAAAAUCUGAUUGUAACUCCUUCCCAGUGUUGACCCAUUUCCGAUUCUGUGAAAUUAUUCAUGGCUUCCCACCCCUCAUUGUAUUUCUCUUUUUCAAUUCUAUGAAUCUCCCUGGUUUCACUCGCCAUUUCGGGUGUAAAUAUUUGCGCUGACUUAGAUAGAGUGUUCUUGUUUCGUGCCCGACGAUGACGAUCGUUAUGCAGUCCGCGCCAGGAAGCUCAGGGUAUUUAGAUUUACACCCUGAGAGGAAAGUGUCUCUUUUCAAGAACCCUUAUAUUCUGGGACUCACUGCCGCUGCCGGCAUCGGGGGACUGCUCUUCGGUUACGACACAGGUGUUAUAUCAGGAGCCCUUUUGUAUAUCAAAGAUGAAUUUCAGGAAGUCAGAGACAGUAAUUUUCUACAGGAAACAAUUGUCAGCAUGGCAGUGAUUGGUGCUAUCAUUGGAGCAGCAGCAGGCGGUUGGAUCAAUGAUGCUUAUGGAAGAAAGAAGGCCACACUUAUUGCCGAUGUUAUUUUUACUAUUGGAUCGGUUGUCAUGGCUGCUGCACCAGAUCCUUAUGUUCUCAUAUUGGGUCGCCUUUUGGUUGGUCUGGGUGUAGGCAUAGCUUCUGUCACUGCACCUGUGUAUAUUGCAGAAGCAUCUCCAUCAGAAAUAAGAGGAGGGCUAGUAAGCACAAAUACACUCAUGAUAACUGUGGGACAGUUUCUUUCCUACCUCAUAAAUCUUGCUUUUACGCAGGUCCCAGGGACUUGGCGAUGGAUGCUGGGAGUUUCAGGUGUGCCGGCAGUUAUUCAAUUUGUCUUCAUGCUUUUCCUACCUGAAUCCCCUAGAUGGCUCUUCAUGAAGGACAGGAAAAAUGAAGCUAUUAAUGUGCUGUCUAAGAUCUAUGACUUUGCUCGGUUAGAGGAUGAAGUUGAAUUUCUUAGAGUUCAGUCAGAGCAAGACCAUAACAAAAUGAGGGAGAUCAGAUAUUGGGAUGUUUUUAAAUUUAAAGAAAUAAGACUUGCAUUCCUUGCUGGAGCAGGGCUGCAGGCUUUUCAGCAGUUUACAGGUAUAAAUACAGUUAUGUACUACAGCCCAACGAUUGUCCAAAUGGCUGGCUUCCACUCUAAUGAGCUGGCUCUUCUCCUAUCCCUCGUAGUAGCUGGCAUGAAUGCUGCUGGCACGGUUCUUGGCAUCUACCUUAUUGACCAUGCAGGCAGGAGAAAAUUGGCUCUUUAUAGCUUAGCUGGAGUAAUCACAGCUCUGAUCCUCCUAACUAUGUCAUUUUUAAACCAAACAUCUGACUCUACAAAUGGAUUAUAUGGGUGGCUUGCGAUUUUGGGUUUAGCCCUAUAUAUUGCCUUCUUUUCGCCCGGGAUGGGGCCUGUACCAUGGACCGUAAACUCAGAAAUAUAUCCUGAAGAGUAUCGUGGAAUAUGUGGGGGAAUGGCGGCUACUGUAAAUUGGGUUUCAAACUUGAUUGUGGCUCAGUCGUUUCUUUCAAUUGCUGCGGCUUUAGGGACUGGUUCAACCUUCUUGAUUAUUGCUGGUAUAGCUGUGCUCGCUUUUCUCUUUGUGGCCUUGUACGUGCCAGAAACCAAAGGAUUAACAUUUGAUGAGGUGGAGCAGAUAUGGAGGGAAAGAGCUUGGGGCAAGGACCCAACCACGCACAGCCUUCUUCAACAUGGAAAUCAACCCUAGCAGGGUAACAUUUCUCAUGUUCAUUCUCUACGUACAUGUUAUGGCAUGGUGAGGGGAUAUGUAUGUAUGUAUGUAUGUAUUCAUGCGUCAAUAGCUCUGGGACAAGAAGAGAAAUGUUGCCGAAUGAGGGAAGGGAAGGGGAGAUUUGUGUGAGGAAAUAGUGUAUAGAUGAGAGCAUGCAAAAAUGAUUGCCAAGUGGAAGUGGGGUUAUUGGCAUAUUCAUUUUAAGAGAAGGUAAUUGCGACGACACUGGUUUGUAUUUGUACUGAUAAAUGUAAUCAUCCAUAUUCUUUCAAACAAUAAAUUUUCAGGUGGCCGGAUAA
Prosopis cineraria is the source of this 2191-nucleotide messenger RNA. RefSeq names its product inositol transporter 1-like. The transcript is spliced from 6 exons. Gene Ontology annotation, cellular component: membrane. Gene Ontology annotation, molecular function: myo-inositol:proton symporter activity. Gene Ontology annotation, biological process: transmembrane transport. The coding region runs from base 369 to 1868 and encodes 499 amino acids. Lineage: Eukaryota; Viridiplantae; Streptophyta; Magnoliopsida; Fabales; Fabaceae. The record is from RefSeq and is a predicted model, not a curated record.